UAGCUUUGUUUAGCAUAUUGGCAUCAUUGUUUGUUGCGAUAGUCUUUUGCAAAAUAUGCGGUGAAGCAGUGUGGUAGUAUGUGCGUAGUAUGGCAGUAAAUAGUAAUUAAAGCUGGUACUUGGAUAUCUGGGACCUACACCAAAUACCACGAGAUAAAGGAAAUAGAAAAGAUCCAAAGAAGAACACUGCAUUUUGUCACAGCUCCCUUUGAAGAAAGGAAAAAAGUUUGCAAACCUGCAUGAGCACCUAGUAGUGAUUUAAUGGCUGCCUAUAUAAAUCGCUCAUUGUCUCAAAUGGCUGGAGAUGGCCCUUCAAUAAGGGGGUCAUCUUUGGUUGGAGGGCCUGGUGGUGAUACAAGAAACUUACAUGACUCAACUUCUCCACUACAGAUAUUCGUCAAAGCCAAAAAGAAGAUCAAUGGAAUAUUUGUGGAAAUUGAAGACUAUGUCAGGAAUACAGCUUCAUAUAUGCAAAGUCUGGAAAAGGAACAAAAUAUUAUCCAGCCAGAAGAAAGGGUGCAGGUGGAAAGUUACAUUCAAAAAGUUAAAGGCAUUAGAGAUGUCCUCACAAGGGAUCACAUGAAAGUGGCCUUUUUUGGAAGGACAAGUAAUGGGAAGAGCACAGUGAUAAAUGCCAUGUUAAGAGACAAGAUCCUACCUAGUGGCAUUGGUCAUACAACCAACUGUUUUCUACAAGUUGAAGGAUCAGAAAAUGGAGAAGCGUACCUUGUGACUGAAGACUCAAAAGAGAAGCAGAAUGUAAAGUCUGUUGGACAGUUGGCACAUGCUCUCUGCAAAGAACGUUUGGGUGAAAGUACACUUGUCAGAAUAUUCUGGCCAAAAGAUAAAUGCCUUCUGCUGAGAGAUGAUGUAGUAUUUGUGGACUCACCAGGUAUUGAUGUGUCGCCAAAUCUUGAUGAGUGGAUUGACCGUCACUGCCUUGAUGCAGAUGUCUUUGUUCUUGUUGCCAACGCAGAAUCUACUCUUAUGGUUACGGAGAAAAACUUCUUCCACAAAGUCUCAACUCGACUCUCUAAGCCAAAUAUUUUUAUUUUGAACAAUCGAUGGGAUGCCUCAGCUUCAGAACCUGAAUUUUUGGAUCAGGUAAGAGGACAACAUAUGGAACGAACAGUUGAUUUUCUUGUGAGAGAGCUGAAAGUUUGUUCCCAGAAGGAAGCUAAUGAGAGGAUAUUUUUUGUGUCAGCUAAGGAGGUCUUACAAGCAAGGCUGAUGGAACAAAAGGGACAACCUGCUCAUGCUGGUGCUCUGGCAGAAGGAUUUCCUACGCGAUACUUCGAAUUUCAGGAUUUUGAACGAAAGUUUGAAGAAUGCAUUUCUAAAAGUGCAGUGAAAACAAAAUUUGCACAGCACUCCCAAAGAGGAAAACUUAUUGCUUCAGAGAUACACACAGUAAUGGAUGGUGUCUAUGAGCGUGCUGAGCAGUUGAAAUCUGAAAAAGCUCUGGCAAAAAAGGAACUUUAUGACAGACUUAACUACACGGAACAGCAGCUGCGAAUGAUUACUCAGGAAAUGAAGGAAAAAAUACACCAGAUGGUUGAAGAUGUAGAGCAAAGGGUCUCAAAAGCACUCAGUGAGGAAAUUCGUCGUUUGUCUGUCCUUGUGGAUGAGUUCAACUUACCAUUUCAUCCAGAACAAUUGGUUCUCAACGUGUACAAGAAAGAACUGCAUGCUCAUGUGGAAAAUGGACUGGGUAGCAAUCUUCGUGCACGGCUUUCUACAGCAUUGGCCAUGAACAUUGAGAACAGUCAACGAGAAAUGACAGAAAGAAUGUCAUCGCUCCUUCCUCCAGAGAAAAAACAAGUAUCAUUAAGUGUCCUACCCCGUAGGGAACCUUUUGAGAUACUGUAUCGGCUCAAUUGUGAUAACCUGUGUGCAGAUUUUCAUGAAGAUCUGGAAUUUCGGUUUUCAUGGGGCAUUACAGCAUUGAUAAAUAGAUUCACUGGCAAACAAGGACAUCGAAUUGCAUUACACAAUUAUGCUCACAUGGUACCGCGUGACAUUCUUUCUCCAUCAGAGACCUUGGAUGUUGCACAGAUAAAAUUUCCUACUAACCAACCAAGCGAUGAUUGGUCUAUCCCAUCUAGGUUACUGAUGGCAUCCAUUGGUUCACAAGGCACAAUGGGUGGGCUUCUGGUUGCUGGGUUUUUACUGAAGACUGUAGGCUGGCGACUUAUACUGGUGACGGGAGCAGUGUAUGGUUGCCUGUACUUAUAUGAAAGAUUGACGUGGACCAACAAAGCAAAAGAGCGUGCAUUCAAAAGGCAGUAUGUUGCACAUGCUACAAAGAAACUCCGGCUUAUUGUUGAUUUGACUUCUGCCAACUGCAGUCACCAAGUACAACAGGAGCUUUCAAGCACAUUUGCUCGUCUUUGUCACCUAGUGGAUGAGGCAUCAACUGACAUGGAUGAGGCCAUAAAGUCACUUGAGAAAGAGCUCAGGACGUUGGAGGAGGCAGCUGCAUCUGCUAAGAGUUUGCGUAAUAAAGCAAAUUACCUUGCACAGGAGCUAGCUAUGUUUGAAGAGACUUACCUGCAGUGUGAUAAUUAAUAGAUUAUUAUUACUUAGGCACUUGUAUAAAUGUGCAGUUAACAGCAUGAAACACUCACUACUAGUCACCAGCGAUUAACAGUUAAUAGUACCCAAGCAGUAAGUGGCCUGGGACUUAACACAUAUCUCAUUGUGAUAUGUUUCAAGUUGUAAGCUGUGCAGUGCUUGGUGGUGACUUCUGUUAAAAAAACAUAAUGUCAUCGCUGUUUCACUGCACAUGAUGGUCCUGUUAUAAUUGUUACUCUGCUUAUAGCAGAUUCUGGAAAGAGUCAUAGAUUAUGUGUAGCAUAAACUGAAUGCACAGUUUGAAUAAAGUACAAUAACCUUGUCUUACAAAUCAGAGUCCAGUUUGGAUAUCCUGUAGUCAAUAAGGAUACCACAACAUGAUUAUAUUGCUUUAUUGGUCAUCAUUGUUAAAUCAUGAUGUAUAAAAAUUCAUCUGUAUUUAUUCAUAAAUGUAUAUUGUUAAAACUUGUCAUUUUGUGAUUUAUCGUAUGUUAGUAAAAAAGCUUGAAUCUAUGAUAGGUUGUCUGUUUACCUAUAAAUUAAGUAUACCGUUGGGUGUGCUCUGUACAGUUGUUGAUGUGGUCUUCAGUUCUGUAUCUGAUGAUGUCCUGUGAUUUCUGCCUUGGGAAGAAAUAUUUAUAAAUCCAUUUUCUGUAUACAGAGUUGUAAUAUUUGUGACAAUAUUUGUACCACAUUAGUAUUAAUGAGCAUAAAAUAACAUAAUUUGACAGGUGUUCAGUAAGUUAGGAAUGGAGAAUUUGAUUUGAAGCUGAGUGUUCCUAAGGCAUCUGUUCUUCAGAAGAUUAAAAGUCUAAUAAUUGAA
Schistocerca piceifrons (Central American locust) is the source of this 3397-nucleotide messenger RNA. RefSeq names its product transmembrane GTPase Marf (gene Marf). Gene Ontology annotation, cellular component: mitochondrial outer membrane. Gene Ontology annotation, biological process: mitochondrion localization; mitochondrial fusion. The transcript has 14 exons. Lineage: Eukaryota; Metazoa; Arthropoda; Insecta; Orthoptera; Acrididae. Gene Ontology annotation, molecular function: GTP binding; GTPase activity. The coding region runs from base 262 to 2568 and encodes 768 amino acids. The record is from RefSeq and is a predicted model, not a curated record.